Molecule: messenger RNA, 3524 nt
Organism: Serpula lacrymans var. lacrymans S7.9
Lineage: Eukaryota; Fungi; Basidiomycota; Agaricomycetes; Boletales; Serpulaceae
Exons: 11
Coding region: 1-3423 (1140 amino acids)
Biological process (GO): endocytosis; exocytosis; piecemeal microautophagy of the nucleus
Cellular component (GO): nuclear envelope; intracellular membrane-bounded organelle; membrane
Molecular function (GO): protein binding; sterol binding
Source: RefSeq, a predicted model, not a curated record
AUGCCCCGACCUUCAGACGUCGCUGAACCUCUAUACCAAGUCAAACUUUUGUCUGCUUUGCGCAGCGGGGAUCCCGCUCUUAUUCACCCGUUUUUGACUGAGAUUGGAAAAGAACGGCGGUCAUCAGUGGAUGGCGAUCUAAACACUGGCGCUGCAGCACUUCACCUCGCUGUUCGUUGCGCAUCUGCCGAAACAGUGCAAUUACUUCUCGAACACCGAGCCAUAUCUCCAAAUGGCAUACAUCCUCCAGGUUCUGGAAUUAGCCCUCUCCACCUCGCGGCAUCUUUGGGUCGAGCCGAUAUCAUAAACCUUCUUCUAGAGCAACCUGGCAUAAACGACACCUUGCGAGAUAGCGAUGGCAAAACCUGUAGAGAAGUUGCAAAAGGAAAAGAUGUUAUUCGUGUUUUGGAUGAUUCAAGGUCAUUUCUCAAUGCAUCAUAUCGCUCUCUUCUACGCACAUACGUCCUUUCACCACCUUCUACUCCCCCAAAUUCUGCUCUUGUUUCCUUAUUGGAGUCUCCUCGAGUUCGAUUCGUGAAUCUCUCUUAUCUGGACGAUGCUUCUGGCAAAUCAUUAUUACACGAGGCUGCAAAAAGGAAAGACCUUAGGCUCAUUGAGCUAGCAGUACGUGCUGGAGCAGAUGUAUUUGUACGUGAUCGUAGAGGAAAGAUGGCUUACGAUGGCGUCGGUAAGGAUGAUCGUGUCAGGGUGUUCUUACGGCAAUUUGCAAAUCAUGAUACUACGCUCAUUGAUGCCCCUAUAUCUGGGCCUCCCGCGUUGAAAGGUUAUCUCAAUAAAUAUACCAAUGUUGCUCGUGGUUACAACACUCGAUGGUUUGUACUCGAAGAUGGGGUAUUAUCAUAUUACCGUCACCAAGAGGACGAAAAUAUUACUUGCCGAGGAACAAUUUUCAUGAAAACAGCGAUUCUCAAAGUUUCGCCUGGUGGAGAAAAAUUGCGUUUUGAGGUGCACUCGAUGCCUUCGCGAGGUCACCAUUCAGGAGUUCAAAAAUGGUACAUGAAAGCUAAUCAUCCUGUGGAGGCAUCCCGAUGGACACAGGCUUUGGGCAAGAGCAUGGAAUGGUACAAACGAGAGACAGAGAACGACCCGCAACGCAAGAGUGUUGAAAGUGACAAAAGUGGGCUGAAGCCUAUCCCAUUUAGGACGAGUUUCCAAUCCACUGUAUCAAGGAGGACAGGUUUCGGGGGAAUGAAGUCAACAGCUAGCUCACUUGCAGAUCAUACGGAUACAGCAGAAGAAGGUAGCCCUCCCGCUCCUGAAAAUGAUAAAGAUGAGAAAUACCGCAGGACGUCUGAAGAAGAAGCGAAUAACGAUUCCUCUUCUGCUUCUGAAUCGACGGGGGCAGUACCACCGCAUAACACUACAUUUGAGCUACACGGGAACUCAACUGCCGCUCAGAUGGAGUUAACUUCUCAAUUACUGGCAAAUCUUUCUUUACCGCCCAACAGCUCACCUCGCACUCAAGAAUUGAAAGCUGCUCUCAAAGAAUCCUUCGUCAUGGUGCAGAGUAUGCUCAACGAGUACGUGCAGAUGUCACAAGAUCGUGAGGAGUGGUGGCGAAAUCACCUCCAACGAGAGCGAGAGAGGCAGUCAGUAUGGGAAGAAAGCCUACAGACUGUUGUACGAGAGGGCGAGGCGCUGGAGAGAGAACUCCGAACGAGAUCUCGUAAAAGAGGAAGCCGGUUCUUUGAUGCUAGUAUGAGUGAGGGAAUGGGCACUUUGAAGCAGAGACCUUCUUCGAUGGCUUUCUCUUCAUCUCCUGUGCCAGAGGACAGAGAGGCAAGUUACUUUUUACCAGUCGCGGGAGAGCCGGCAGCUUUGUCUCUCCCAGCUUCUUCGCCUUCUACUGCUGUUCAGCCCACGUUUUCACUUUCCACGACACCCACACCCACUUCGCAUCGCACACUCCGGCCGAGGCAGUCGGUUUCUUUAGACGACGACGAGGAUGCUAUCGACACGGAUGAGGAAGAUGAAUUCUUCGACGCCAUCGAGGCAAAUACGCUUCCCAAUCUAAAUAUCAGCCAAUUUAUGACUAGUCCAAUGAAUUCCGAGCUCACGCUUCCCGGGAUGGUUAGCAUAGAGCCGUUUGUAGGGUAUCAAAACCUGCGGACCUGCUUGCCGAUUGGCACCGACAAUCGCCCUUCAACAAGUUUAUGGUCGGUCCUGAAGCACAGUAUAGGAAAGGAUUUGACGAAAAUUAGUUUCCCCGUGUUCUUCAAUGAGCCCACUAGCAUGUUACAACGAAUGGCGGAAGAUAUGGAAUUUUCAGAAUGUCUGGACAUUUCUGUACGGGAGGAGGAUCCUCAUCGUCGAAUAGCCUUCGUUGGCGCCUUUGCGAUGUCGAAUUACUCUUCAACCAUUGGUCGGAUAGCUAAGCCAUUUAACCCAAUGCUGAAUGAGACAUUUGAAUACGUUAGGUUUGACAAGGAAUACCGUUAUAUGUCCGAGCAAGUCAGUCAUCAUCCCCCAAUCUCAGCUUGUUGGGCUGAAUCUCCAUACUGGCAUUAUUAUGGCGAGGUGGAUGCUCAAAACAAAUUUAUGGGGAAAUCCUUUGAAAUCCGUCCAACUGGUGUCGCACACGCCGAGCUACUUUUACCGGAAGAGUGGGCUCCAGAUUAUCCGAAGGCAGCGAACACGGCAGGCAAAGUCGUUGAGCAUUAUAGCUGGAAAAAAGUCACCACCAAUGUUUCAGGCUUUAUUCUAGGCUCUCCUACGAUAGACCAUUACGGCGACAUGAUUAUCACGAACCACCGCACCGGAGAUCAGUGCGUCUUUACAUUUAAACCGCGAGGAUGGCGAGGGAAGGAUGCUUUUGAGAUUUCUGGUUUGGUGAGGGACGCUGAUGGCGAAGUGACUUACGAAAUCGCUGGUCGCUGGAAUAGCCAGCUCAUCUGCCGUGCUGUCGGCACUGGGAGUGGUUUCCUGCAUCCCGAUGUCCCUGUUAGCGGGCCUGACUCGCCCAACGCCGUACCAGAAUAUACUUUAUUAUGGAGAAACUCCGAGAAGCCAGUCGCACCAUUCAACCUCACACCAUUUGCCAUCACGCUAAACGAUUGUCCCGAAGAUACGUUAAAGCCUUUCCUUUGCCCCACUGACUGUCGGUUACGUCCGGAUCAACGGGCGUUUGAGCUAGGGAGAUACGAGCUUGCGAACGAGCUGAAGGGGAAACAAGAGGAAAGACAACGUGUGACAAGGAAGGCACGAGAAGAGGGAAGACUUCCUCCACACAAACCAAGGUGGUUCACGGCCGAGACGGAUGGAGAUACAGGGGAAAGAGUUUGGAAUCCUUUAAGAGCGGGAGAUGUAUUGGAAUAUUGGAUUGAACGAGAAAGAGCAUGGAAGGAAGGAGCCGAGAAAGCAUGGAAGAACGUAGAUCCUAUAUUUAUUGAGGAUACUUUAUAAUGGUAGCAUAGCGAGGUCUGAUGUUUUACGAGUUCAAUUAGAAUAGACAACCCAUGUUAACGGUAAUUUUUUAAAUAUAAUUCAGCUGUUUUCAUAUUGAU